Messenger RNA from Elgaria multicarinata webbii, 1926 nucleotides. It is a transcript of the gene TTC22, whose product is annotated as tetratricopeptide repeat domain 22. Gene Ontology annotation, molecular function: protein binding. The record is from RefSeq and is a predicted model, not a curated record. The coding region runs from base 87 to 1781 and encodes 564 amino acids. Lineage: Eukaryota; Metazoa; Chordata; Lepidosauria; Squamata; Anguidae. The transcript is spliced from 7 exons.
GAGGAAAAACUAGGCAGGGAAGCAAAGACUAGGGAAGCCGCUCUUUGUGGGAUCCUGAAGUCGCAGGUCAUCUUUCCAGUGGGAACAUGGACGAAACAGAAGUGGACAUUGAUACCCUUAUCGACGAGAUGGAUUAUAUUCCUGGUCACUUUCACUUAGACAUGAACUUGAACUUUGAGUCCUCUUCCCCAAUGAUUUUCGAAGGGAGAGACUUGAAGCUGAAGCGAGAAAGCCUAUCCUAUGAGUUAGAGUUUGAAAUGGGCUCACAGCACUAUGCUAUCCGAAACCUCCUCGGGGUCUUCUCUUUCCACCUGGAGGAGGUGGAGCAAGCCAAGGAGAUCUUCCUUCACAUCUCUCAGGAGGACCCUGAGAAUCUGAACGUUUGGGCCAACCUGGCCUAUGUUUAUGACAAGCUGAAUGACGAACAAGAAGCGGCUAAGUGCACCAAAGGUCUUGCCCGCUUAAUGGGCUUGGAUUCGGAAGGCCCAGCCCAAGGGGAACCCCAAUUCCGGGCAGCCCGUUGCUUGGCUGAGCAGGGCUAUGCUUAUGCCUUUGACGUUGGGCUGGUGAAAGAAGAAGAGAAGAUGGAGAAACUGACUGCAGGCCUCACUCUUUACGGCAAGGCCCUGGCUUAUGGGAAGCAGAUCCCUUUGGAGGAGAGAAGAAGCUGGUACUUCUCUAUGGCUACACUGCACAUCAGAUUGGAUGGGAUGUGGAUGAACAAAGGCAAUGAUGAGGGGAAAAGGUUGCCGGCCUUCAACAGAACCCUGGUGUUGCUUCAACAAGUGCUGAAGUCCUCUAAUCUACAUCACAGGGCCUUGGCCUGGUGCUACCUUGGGAUAUUGCUAGAAAGGAAAGAAUCGUUCUCAGUGACCCCCGUAGGUAUUCAUGACUGUGGCUACUCUGGGACUGAUCCCCUUGACUGCUUUGGAAAGGCAAUAGAAAUAGCUAAAGACAGUCCAGCUGUCCUAAACCGCCUGGCAAAAAUCUUCCAUUUCCUUGGGAAGCAAGAGAUGGCGAUAGCCGUCUGCAACAUGGCCUUAGAUGUGCUGCCGGACCCAGUGCUGAACUGGCAGGCCUACUGCAUGCGCGCCAAGAUGCUCAUUAAACUGUAUUUGCGUGACUUGGAACGUGUGAAGAUGGGCUUGGGAGGAAUGCCAGACCAGAGAAACCUCUGGAAUGCCAAAACCGAUCUUGAGAAUGUAAUGAAGGUACAUCCAUGCCUGAAGACUUACCUUGAUCUAGGCCAGGUAUAUUAUUACAUGGGAGUGGAUGCCAUGCAGGAACUUCUCCUUGUGGAUGAAAAUGCCCUGAACAAUGCCCUCAUGUUCUUUGCUAAAGCCAUGGAAUUUGACCUGGGGAAUGUCUUACCUGAAAUCCAGCUGCUGACAGGGAAAUGCCUCCGGUUAAAAAACGAAGAGUUGAAGGCCAUCGAAUGCUUCAAGCAGGCCAUAGAAUUGGAUGAUGUGGGUUCAGUGGACACCGAGAGUUUCCGGUGCUUGAUGGAAAUGCUGCUUACCUUGUUUGGUCAGAAGAAGAUGAAUACAGAGAUGCUGGUGAAGGAAGUCGAGUUGUGGGUGAAGAAGGCCGAGGAGAAAUAUCCAAAGCAGCGGGUGCGACAGGAGCUUAGGCUGGUCUGUCGGCAUCACACAGCUGAGGUGCUUGAACUCUCUAAAGCUAUGGUGGCCAAAGGGAAGACCAGACUGGUGAAACUGCUCCUUGAAACCAUGAAUUGUGACUUUAAGAAAGCCAAACUGAACGAACGCUCCUCCUCCUUUUGAAGAGCUGUUUUUUCCGAGCCACACCGCAAAAUGACAUUUUUCGUCAACCUGGUACCUUACAGCAAUUCAGUUCUUCUCAUUGUUUGAGCAAAGUGACUGUUUUCAUAAAGAAGUAUGUCAUGAAAUGUGAUACUUUCUAGAGUAG